Messenger RNA from Gongylonema pulchrum, 237 nucleotides. Lineage: Eukaryota; Metazoa; Nematoda; Chromadorea; Rhabditida; Gongylonematidae. The record is from the annotation of a GenBank genome assembly.
AUGAAAGGUCGACGAGCAGCGAGCAAGCGUUCACCGAACGCACCUGGACGACCGACUGGUAAUGCCACCGGAAGCUAUCUGGCACCAAAGCUGCUUGAUAUGAUGCGUGCUGGUGGUGGUUCAGGCAACAAUCACCGGUCAAUCGACAGUUCAAGGAUCAUGAAAACCAUGAUUUGUGUUUGGCGAGGAAUCAUCGUUGGUGUUGUUGGUUGCCAUCCACUACUCAGACUGCUUUGA